Messenger RNA from Dibothriocephalus latus, 1854 nucleotides. NCBI's taxonomy places the organism in Eukaryota, Metazoa, Platyhelminthes, Cestoda, Diphyllobothriidea, Diphyllobothriidae. The record is from the annotation of a GenBank genome assembly.
AUGAAGAAACAGAGUGCACUUUCUGUGGACAGUACACAUAAAGCACUCGCGGAUUACGCAGCUCUUGGAGCACUGAGAAAGGAGGAUCCCACAAACGAAGCGUUGACGCAAAUCGACUAUGAAAUUCAAACCUACGUAGAUAAACUGAAUGCAAGGACAUUCUUAGUAGUCUCUUGCUUCACUUACUUCCGUGUUUUGGACGAGUUGUGGAAACUGCUUGAUGAAAUAGAAACACGUUCUAAGGAUUUGAAUCUCUCCGACUUACAAUCGGUUAAUGACACAAUAGAAAGUCUUGAACAGGGCAUGGUGAAUUCUAAUAAUAAAGUAGCAUCUCUUGGUCGCGAACUUGAGAGAUUGCGGGUCGUUCUUCAAAAAGCGGAUCCGGAUUAUCUUGAUCAAUUGGAAUCAGGGUACAGGGACGCAUGCUUACAUACUGCUAAUGCCCAACAAAUAAUGCAGCUGCGAAAACUUGUUUUGAAGAAGGAGCUAAAGGCGAGUUAAAUAUCAGCAAAAGUGGACAUGAUCUCCUCAGUGUCUGAAGAAGUUGAAGAAUUAUUUGAAUCGAAGUGCGUGGGCAAAACGGCAAUCGAAGCAUCCAACAUCAUUUUGGACUGUCGUGAACUCCAUACGAAAGCCAGUCAUGCGUACGAAGAAUGCAGAAAAUUAUUUGAUACAUAUCGGUUAAUGUGCGAGGCUGAUCUUCGACAAAUGCGAAAACCCACUCUCUCCUUGAAGAAUCGCCUCGCUAAACAGUACCCCCAACUACGGAAACGCAUUGAGGAAGUUAUAGCAACUACUAGCAACGCUGAACACUGCUAUACGGAGUCUGACAAGCUGCUUAGAAUUGUGGGAGAAGAGCUUCUCAAAAUUGCAGCCAGUGAGACUCCGGUUUUGCCAGAACAGAAGAGCCAACAUCUUCUCGAACUGGCCGAACAAUUCGAACAGCUCAAAUCCCGAGCAUCGUCCCUCUUGAACAGCCUGAAAGCUGAAACUCGACAAAAGGGUUCCCGCGAAGUCUCUGAAACAUUAACCGAAAUAAGAGGAGGAUUAAGACUGCGGCUCUAUACACUGCUGGUAAAACUUCAAGAGUACGAACUCUCCAUAACCGGACAAUGCCAAAUAUUCAAUCUGGCUGAAGACCUGGUUCCACAGUGGCGAGCAUUGACACUAGACUCUCGAACUCAGUCUCCGUCUUACACCGCCGAUUUUGCCUCCUCGUUCUAUUCCCUCCGGGAUGACCUCCCGGACGACAGAAGAACUUCCAACAGAGUCACCACACUCGGAGGGUCUAUCUGGAUUACCUGGCAUGGUAGAUCAAGUGAGAUGUCACUUUCGGAUCUGAUCUGCCUGUUGAUCUUUGUCGCCUUCUUCUUCUUCUUCUUCUUCUUCUUCUUCUUCUUUUUCUUCUUCUUCUUUCUUGAGCGCAUGCUUCUUUUUUCAAAGUCGUACCACUCCCUCGCGUGGUGUUCCAGGUUAGCUAAUAAGAAGGCUUUUACGAUGCACAGUUUCGUUGAGCAAGCGACAAACGUCCUUGAGCAUGUUUUUCCUGAUGACAAUAAACAUGUUUUCAACCUACCGCACCUGACCUUCCGAUCAAUCUAUCAGUUCACAGACCUCCUGCUGCAGUUGAAGACCCUGAUCGAUGCAGUCGGUAUUCACAAGUCCCAGGUGGAUGAGUUGGUGCAACAGCACGAGGAGGCUCGUCGGACGGCCUCCGCGGAAUGGCACAAACUGGAGUCCCGUCUGUCCGAUGCCGUCGCUCGCCCUGAACUCCCUCCGGACAGGCUCAGUAGGCUCCAGGUCCUGCAGACGGAGACUAAGAACCGCUUCUCCGAUUGGCUGCAUGACUGGGAA